Messenger RNA from Lodderomyces beijingensis, 837 nucleotides. The record is from the annotation of a GenBank genome assembly. Lineage: Eukaryota; Fungi; Ascomycota; Pichiomycetes; Serinales; Debaryomycetaceae.
AUGGACGUCUUGCUCUCACAUUUGCAAAACCGCGACAUCAUUGUGCCGUAUUUCGGAGUGCACCCAUGGUUCAGCCACUUGUUCUACUUGGAUCUGGCUGAAAAACCAGAUAAGAGAGCACAUUACAACCGCGUGUUGAAACCAACUCCCAGCGAAGAUUUGCUCGCGGUGUUACCUGAGCCCAUGAGCUUGUCGCAACACUCACGACGCAGCGAGGAGAUCAUCGCAAAGUACAAAUUGGCAAGAUUUGGAGUCGGCGAAAUUGGCUUGGAUAAGCUCUUUCGAGUGCCCAACGCGGGGUUCUUGGGCAAUCCCGCGUAUGGCAAAGCCGCUGAUAUUGCCAAUGACGAGGUUGAUAAAUUGUCAAAGUCGAGAGUCUCGAUUCAACAUCAGAUGGACGUGUUUCGGUAUCAGUUGAAACUCGCCGAGAGGCUCAACAGGCAAGUCUCCGUGCACUGCGUCAAGGCCCAUGGCGUAUUGUACGAUGAAAUGAUGAAGUUCCCCAGCUUGACGGUGUUGCUUCAUUCUUACACUGGCUCCAUUGAUCAAGCUCGGCGAUGGAUAAAGAGCAAAAAACAACAAGCAUUGUUUUUCUCCUUCUCCAAUUGGAUCAAUGGCGAGAAAUUGCAACUUCUCGAGCUUCUAGCUACUGAACUAGAUCGAGGCCAAAUCUUGACCGAGAGCGACAUUUACAUCGACAGGCUAUUCACCCACGACAAGCAUGCAGAAUAUUUUAACCAUUUAGUGGGGAUCUACGCAAAACUAAACAACUACAUAGAUCUAGAUGCGUCUCAAAUAGAAUCAAAUAUGUUAGCUUCGAUAAAUGCAUCGUCUUAG